This is a messenger RNA of Durusdinium trenchii, 1664 nucleotides long. NCBI's taxonomy places the organism in Eukaryota, Dinophyceae, Suessiales, Symbiodiniaceae. The record is from the annotation of a GenBank genome assembly.
UUGCGACAUGGAGCCGGGAACUGUGUGGCGGCUGAUCAGCCAUGGAAGUGAGCCUGCGCUGGGCAUCCAGGCCGCCGAUGCACAUGUCCGCUUUCGUCGCAGCGGCUCCUUCGACACCUUUCUGGCAGCCACGCCCACGCCUGGCUUUGUGGGCUGUUUGGCCAUGCGUAGCAUCAAGAGGGCUAUCCGGGCGCCAUGCGCAACAAAAGGAGAACCGCCCCGACCAUGUUGGCAACAUCGAGGCCUCGGAGAAUGUCUCUGAGGUUCUGCGCUUGGCUCCGGGUCACAGCGAUGUGCUCCUGGCGCGGAUCGUCCAGGACUACGUGAGAGGAGGCGAGCUGGCAUGGGCAGAUGAUUUGGGCCGCGCGUGGAUCCAGUCGACUCCUGAGAGCAAAGCUCAAGAGGACACGGCUGCUCUGCUCGUGCGAGCUUGGCUUGCGGUAGGCGGCUUCACGGCAACAUCCCUUGAGAAGGCCGGCUAUUGGCUGGAGCGCAUUGAGGCCACUGAACUGCUCCGAUGUAAGCAGAAGAUGCAGACAUCCAAGGCCAUGCGGUGGAUGAGAUGGACUCAAAGGUUGUUGACUACGGGUAGCUCCAAAGCCCGCAGUGUCAGCUUCGUGGUGAGAUUGUGCUUGAAGAAUGCUGAGCAGGUGAACGAUGCCGACGACUUGAUGUCGACCAUGAUGUCUGCAGGGCUCAGGCCGCCCACUAUGGCUUUCAUUUCUCUCAUUUGUGCUCAUGCCUCACAGGGCAACAUGGAAGCAGCAAGAAAGUUGGCGAAACAGGUGUUGCAAAGCAGGCCUUCAAAUGAUGGCAGGCUGCACCAGAUGCUGGUUCAAUCUUUUGCAGAGGGGCAGGAUGCAUCUGAAGCGGAAGGUUGGCUUGCAAUGAUGCACCGGGAACGUCUUGCGCCCACGGAGGCCAGUGUGGUGGCCGUUAUCAAUAGCUAUGCGAGGGCCAGGCGGCCAUUUGCAGCAGAAGCAACACUGAAAAGAUUCGAGCAGCGCAAUGUUCAGCUGGGGAUUGGCGCUUAUGGCGCCGUGAUUGAGGCCUUUCUUGGUGCUGGAAAAGCAGAAGCAGCUGAGCUGUGGUUGCAAAAGGCCUCUAUGAUCUCCCAUGGCGCAAGGGGAGGUGAUGAAGUCUGCGGCAAGCUCCGACGUUUGGAAGAACAACUGCGGAGGAGGAAAUCGGAGGCGGACAUUGACAGCGGUCCCGUUGGGCCCACUUGAGGUCUUCUUCUUCGAUCGGCCCUGCCCAGAGCCACGCAUCAAUUUUUGGUUGAAGAAGCGCGUGAAGAACCGGGUGAUGAGGUGUCCAAAGCGCAGCCAAAUCAUCCAAGCCUUUGAUCGAUGGCAUUUUGGAUGAUUUCCAUCCCCAACCUUAUGGGUUACUGUGGCAUGUUUGCCACAGGGUGGCAACGACUUCACACUUUCUGGCCAACUGGCUGCCCAAUUUCUUGGUGCUCAUGAUGGGUCUCCAAGCGGUGCCAAUGGGCAAUUGUAUGCCCACUGCAACGACCGAAAUGUGCGAAUAGAAGCGGCUGCUCGGGAAAAAGGUCUCAGAGAAGAACAGUUUGCAAGGGCACAUGCGGAUGCAACACUUAGCAUAUUACUUGUAGUUUUUGUGAGUUUAGACCCGUCGUGAGUUACCGUUUGCAUUUUGCC